CUCACUCGCCUGCCGUUGUGGCGGGAAAAGUCAGCUGUUGUGAUUGUUUACCUCGGUGGAGCCGAAGUACCUAAUAUUUGCACUUAUUCAGUAGUUGAACCAUCAGAAUGGAUGAGUUUCCGAAUGCAGAGGAUGAAUAUGAAAUGCUCCAUGCAGAUGAGUUGGAGAUGAUGCGAGAAUUUGAUAAUUUUGAUGAAGAUGCUGCAGCUGCAGAGGCAGCAACUAUUCCUCCCUCCAUCAAAAGAAGCCUUAAUUUUGCAAGUCCACCACCAGUGUCUGUAAAAAAUACAGCUAUAGAUGAAGGUAUUGCAGAGAUAUCCCAAAUAGAUGAAAUUCAGAAUGGUGGCCUUAUGAACAGAAAGAGACCUGCAGACAGGGCAUUUGAUGAUGAUCUUGACCAGUUUCUAAAUGAUGAUUUCAUGGAAAAUAAUUAA
This is a messenger RNA of Penaeus vannamei (Pacific white shrimp), 434 nucleotides long. Lineage: Eukaryota; Metazoa; Arthropoda; Malacostraca; Decapoda; Penaeidae. The record is from RefSeq and is a predicted model, not a curated record.